CAUGAAACAGUCGCAGGAGCUGUGCUGAAAGAAGAUCGUCGCCACGCGAAGCAUUGUGGGGAGGAGGCGGCCUAGUCUAAAGAGACAGGCAGGAACUGGUAGAUAGAGUGGUGGAAGAAAACAUUCUAAAUAUUGGUAGAAAUCUCGAGUAAAACAGCGCGUUUCAGUAGUAAGCCUCGCAAUUAUCAGACAUGGGGCAGGAAGAUAUGAUGAGUACGGCUGAAGACGUGGCGGAUCAGUUCCUGCGGGUGACCAAGCAGUACCUGCCUCACCUGGCUCGCCUGUGCCUCAUCAGCACCUUCCUGGAGGAUGGCAUCCGCAUGUGGUUCCAGUGGAAUGAGCAAAGGGACUACAUUGAGGCCACGUGGGGAUGUGGCUACUUCCUGGCUACCUGCUUCGUGCUCAUUAACCUCGUAGGACAGCUGGGUGGCUGUGUCCUUAUCCUCAGUAGAAAUUUUGUACAGUAUGCUUGCUUUGGCUUAUUUGGCAUCAUCGCACUACAGACUGUUGCUUACAGCAUCUUAUGGGACUUGAAGUUUUUGAUGAGGAACCUAGCCCUGGGUGGAGGGCUGCUGCUGCUAUUGGCAGAGUCGCGGUCGGAGGGGAAGAGCAUGUUUGCCGGCGUGCCCUCCAUGGGCGAGAGUUCCCCCAAGCAGUACAUGCAGCUGGGCGGUCGCGUGCUCCUCGUGCUCAUGUUCAUGACCCUGCUGCACUUCGACUCCAGCUUCUUCUCGAUUCUGCAGAACAUGGUGGGCACGGCCCUCAUCAUCCUGGUGGCCAUUGGCUUCAAGACCAAGCUGGCCGCUCUCACCCUGGUGGUGUGGCUGCUGGCCAUCAACGUCUACUUCAACGCCUUCUGGGCGGUGCCUGCCUACAAGCCCAUGCACGACUUCCUCAAGUACGACUUUUUCCAGACCACGUCGGUCAUCGGCGGCCUGCUGCUGGUUGUGGCUCUGGGGCCCGGAGGGGUCUCCAUGGACGAGAAGAAAAAAGAGUGGUGAAAAGGCACUGUGAACCACCUCUACCCGACACCACCACCACCACCACCAUCAACAACAACAACGCCACCCUCCAGGACACACACACACACACACACACACACACACACAGAUCCCAGGAUCCUGUUCUCCUUUGCUCUGCUGCGUCCAGAUCUGUGCACUUGAGUUGCCAACCACACUCAAAACUUUCGGUUACAGCAUCGGUUUGGUUAACCCACCCCCCGGCACACGUCAACUCAUCCACCUUGUUUUUUUUUUUUUUUUUUUUUUAAGUAAUAUAGACAUAAGUUCAGCCAGAUGAAACACUGGCAUUUUUAUACACCGUUACCUUGUCACCAUGGCAGACAACUUAAACGAGACCACUGCAGUCAGAUCCUUUUGCGUUGUGGGUGGUGUUGCAACGCUGUUGGUGUUGCAAUGCAUCACUUCUUUUGUUGUUGUUGUUGUUGUUGUUGUUCUUUGCCUUCUGUUGAAUCUGUGAAUUUCUCUGGCACUAAAUGAGUUCCCCCAAUUGCCGUUAUAGUGGAUGGUGGCUUUUAAUAACACAAGGGGGAAAUGGGACAUUGGUACAUGGUGGUACAUGUUCAUGGCAUAACUUAAAUACAUUUAGCCAAGUAGGGGAAGAAUUGGUGAGCAGUCUUCAUUGGUUAGUUGUCGGUUUUUGUCGACCUACGACGAGAAGUGCACAGCUCUGUUUUGAAGCGCACAGCUCUGUAUUUAAACUGAAGACGAGUUUGUCUCGGGGUUGCUCACCAUAUCUGUUUUGAGACACUGAGCUCAAGUUUGUUUCAUUAUUUUGUCAUGUCUUCUCCAGCUCUCUCUCUCUCUCUCUCUCUCUCUCUCUGUCUCUGUCUUUUUGUCUCUCUCCUCUACCCCAACCUUAAUGUGAGCCCCUUGAUUACCUGUAUCCUAAUGUUUGGUCGUAAUCCGUGUCCACUGAAUGACAGUCAAUGUGUUUGAAUUUGGGGGUCUUUCAGUGGAACACUGCAACCAGUUAGAGUAAAGCAGACUUGAUGCUUACCAUCUGAAUUUUUUUUUUUUUUUUAAUCAGAACUCACUUUUGGACUAUAUUUGUACUGUGUAUUUUUGGUAAGCACCCUCGCCUAGACACAUGUCAGAUCAAGGUAGGAAAUGGGAGUUUGCUGUUGCAAAAACAAAAUGCCAUAUUUUAUGAAACCGAAAAUGCAGAGGCAAGCUAUACUGGGCAGAUCACCAGUUCAAUCCCGCUUUGGUGUUUUGCUCAGUGUUCUUGCUGUUUAAGAAGAUAAAAUGUACUCAUUGUAUUGAUUUUCAAAAAUUUAUAUUGUACUUUUGAUUUUCUUUUUUGUGAGAUCAUGGCAGAGAAUUAAAAAAAAGGCAAAAGGAAAACCAA
Alosa alosa (allis shad) is the source of this 2370-nucleotide messenger RNA. RefSeq names its product surfeit 4 (gene surf4). The coding region runs from base 192 to 1001 and encodes 269 amino acids. Gene Ontology annotation, biological process: Golgi organization. Gene Ontology annotation, cellular component: endoplasmic reticulum; membrane; endoplasmic reticulum-Golgi intermediate compartment. The transcript is spliced from 6 exons. The record is from RefSeq and is a predicted model, not a curated record. NCBI's taxonomy places the organism in Eukaryota, Metazoa, Chordata, Actinopteri, Clupeiformes, Clupeidae.